AUGCGAAGUGAUGAUGGCAAAGAUUCGGCUGACGAAGAGCUAAAGGCCUGCGUGCAAAAGCACGAUGACAUCAAGAGUGUCAUAAACAGCCAGAUUGAGGUGCUCGAAGGGGAAGUGAAAAAUCAUGAAGCGUAUUGGGCAGCGUGCUCAGAAGCUUGUGAUUGGUUGCGGAAAGCUCGAGUUGACAUUCAACAAGCUGGCGAUUGCCAUGGGCCUAAAGCCUCUGCCGAAGAACGCAAGGAAAAAGUCAACGAGAUUUCAGUUUCUCUCCCUGAAGGUGAGAAACUGGUAAAAGCUGCUGCAGAACGCAGUGCCCCGGUCAUGAUGUCCAGCAAUGACGAAGGGGUCGAAAGUAUCAAAAGUGAAGUUGAGCACUUGAAGCAUGAAUGGGACUCUAUCUACAAUAUGGUGGACGAUGCCAAACGAAAUCUCAGCAAGUGCUUGCAAGCCUGGAGUGACUUUGACAAGUCCUACUCGGCUUGCGAAGGCUGGUUGAAGACUCUUAGGUCCGACCUCGAAAAAGCUGGACUGGGUUUCGUCACCUUGGAUGAGCCUUUACCUCGUCCUGCGCAUCAUGAUAUUGUUUGUAAAGCGAAGGAAUUCUUGGAAGAAAUUCAGUUGAAGAAAGGGACCGUGGAAGAGCUGAGUGACAAGUGUGAGAUUCUCAUGGAAUAUUCAGCACAAAAUUACGUCAGGGACCAAACUGUGCAACUCCAAGGACAGUUCACCCAAUUGCUAUCAAAACUUCAGAGUCAAGUUAGCAAAGCUGAGAAGCAAUUGAGCGACGUUAAUGAGUACAAUCGGUCUAAACAAGAUAUGGAAAAGUGGUUGGAUCGAGCGAAAGGAACCGUUGAUGAUUGCUCGUCGUGUGUUGGAUCUGAAGCUGAUGUCCAAGACCGACUCGAAACUUUGAGGAUUUUAUCAACUAAGUUGACCGAAGGACAGUAUCUCCUGAAUAACGUUUUGGAGACUCUGAACAGAGCGUCAAUGGCGGCAAGUCCGCAGUCGGAAGCCUUAAUGAAGCAAGAAGUUGAAGAGCUGCGAAGUUCACUGGAUCAUGUCAAGAAAUCAGUUCCGGAUGCAAUUGCCUCCCUAAAGGCUUGUGUUUCAAAAUGGGAAGAUUUCAAAGAAACCUGUGCUCAAUUAGAGGAUUGGCUUGAUACAGUGAGAGCGCGUGCCGAAGAAAACCCGGAUUCCGAGGGCGAAAUUUCCAUGAUCAGAACCCUAUCAGACAGAUUCAAGGCUGUUCAGUUGGAAAUGAAAGAAAAAGAAAGCGAGAUGAAGGCCACAGAAACUUUGGGCGAAGAAUUGAGCCUUCAAAGCCACAACAACUCGUUGCUCUUGAGAAUCAGGCACAUUCAGGAAGAAGCACACUGCUUGUCUGACCUCUGUGACAAGAAAAUAUUGAAGUUGGAACAAGAGAUGGCCGAUUAUUCCGAGUAUCAUCAAGCUUUGCAAGACACGGAAAAAUGGCUAUUGCAAACGUCCUUCCAACUUAUGGCUCAUAAUUCGUUGUACGUGUCGUCGAAAGAUCAAGUUGAGGAGCUGCUGGAUCAGCACAAGAUCCUCGUGAAAGAUAUGGAAAUGUACGAAGCAACAUUAGACGAGGUAGCUGAGAAAGGGAAGAAACCGAUUGCGCGAUAUUCCUCGAAAGUUUUCGGUUUGGAAAGCUCUUUCAACGCACAAAUGAGCAACCUUCGCGAAAGCUACGCGAGUUUGCUUGAAACUGCUCACCAAAUCAAGAAUCGAUUGGAAGACUCGAUGCAGAAGUAUGAAGAAUACGAUAUGGUGGUGGAGUCCAUUGCUAAGAAUUUGAACUCAUGGGAGCCGGAUAUUCGUCAGGCAUCCUGUUAUUCUGCCGAGUCGCUGCUGGAGGCCCAGACUCAUUUGGAAACCCUGAGGAAUUGCCACAACAAAUUACAGGCCGAAAAAUGGCGAUUGGAAGCCGCGGUUCAAGCGUGUGAAGCAGCUACUGCAUCUGUGAGUCGACCAGCGAGUCCUAGGGAUGCCAUGCCAAUGCCGAUUCCUGAGCAAGAACUUCUAGUUCGAGCUACACUCGAAGAGUUCAUCGAUUCGAUCCAGACGAGUAUUACGCAACUGCAUGGUACAUUGAACGAAUUGGAAGGUUUUCUGCAAAUGAAGGAAGACUUGAGAAAUUGGAUCAGCAAUGCUGAGGCGAGUGUUCUGGAGUGGAAGUCCAAGCCAGCGCGGCUUCGUUCUGAAAUCGCUCAAGCUGAGAUUACGAAAAUCACGGAUUUAAAGGAUGUUUUGCUUGAAAAGCAAGGUCAGUUGGAUGACCUGGAAAUCAAACUAUCCAUGAGCGCCCCGAAUGAGGCUGACACCGGGCUUCGACCGUAUUUAGACAAGUUGAAUUAUGACAUUUCCGUUUUAUUGGAUGCUCGAAUGAGGAUCCAGGGCAUCGCGGACAUGUACCGACAGGCCUUGAAACAAGCUCAAAUCGAUGCUGAGAAACUCAUGAGUGCCAUUGACGCGUCUGACAAUCAAAAGGAUUCCGCCGAAAAAGUGAAGCAAAUCAAGGAAGUUUCAAAAUUAUUGGAAGAGCAAAACGGUCGCGUGGAGCAGCUCAAAGCGCAGGCUACUUUGCUUAUGCAAGAAGUUUGUAACACAGAUCACGAAAUUAUCGAAGACCAUCUCAAACUUUUGGACCGAAAACUCGGAGAUUUGUCAAAGAAGAUCAGCAGGCGUGUGCAAGUUGCGGAAAUGGCGCGAAAAAGCUACUCAGAUACCGCCAAAGAAGCAGAGUCUCUCAAGAAAUGGCUCGAUGGCGCCAAACAUGCGAUAGAUGAGGACAAUUUCGUUAGCUGGAAGUCAGGACCGACUCAGUCUAAAGUUACUGAACGGGAGAGGUUGCUGAAGGAAUGUGAGUCGAAAUCGUCAGCCAUUGCCUCCAUCGAAAAACAAAUGAGCUCGAUGGGUUCCGAAUGGCAACAGCAUGAAAAAGACGCAUUAUCCACUUCUCUCGGGGAUAUUCGAGCAGCCAGAGCAGAAUUCCUGGACAUAUUGAAGAAUUCCGUGAUGUCACUGAACGCUGGUGUCCAGGAAAGAUUGAGCUUCGAAAGAAAAUUGGAAGAUGCUGAAGUUUGGAUCAAGAGUCACGCCCAAAGCUCUCUUGAUGAAGGUCCUCCAUAUCCCCUUGCUUCCAUCGACCUUGAAGCUAAAAUCAUACACCUUCAAGAAUUUCACUCGAGUUACAAAGCGUUUUGCGACACUAGAAUCGCCGAGAUCAAGAAAGAAGGGGAAAACUUGGCCAAGAUGAGUGAUCCUGCUGAUAAUGUUGAACUCGAUUCCAUUCUGAAAAAACUGGAGAAGGAAGGAAAAACCCUGGAAAAGAACGUGAAGCAAAGUCUGGAAACACUCCAGCAAGUCUUGUUGCAGCGGAAAGAAUUUGAACACAACGUUCAGCUCUGCCAAACUUGGUUGGAUCAAGCUGGGGUUUCUUUGUCUGCUGAAAUUCGUCGACCGAAUGUUGAGAUCCUGGAUGACCAGCACCAUCAAUACCAAAAGCUGCUGGCGGAGUGUGCUUCAUUUGGCAACCGCUUGGUGAAUUUGAAAUCUGCAGAGGACGAAAUGUGUUCCGGCAAUCAACUCUCGAAAGGGGAAGAAGCUUUGCUGAAGCAAAACAUCAGCAGUUUGUGCCAAAAGCACCAGAGGAUCGCUGUGCAAGUCAAAGACAGAAUAAACGCCGUGGAGAGUGCCAUUGAGCAGCAGCGUAGGGUAAAAGACCGCGUUCAAGCGAGUUUGGAACACUUGGAGCAGAUUUACCAGCAAGUUCAUGCAUUGAAUAAACCUAUUGGAUGGACUCCUGAUGAUGCUCAGGAGUUGUUGAAGGCGUAUCAGGACGCUUUGGGAAAGAUCCAUAAUUUUAGAACAGAAGUGGAAAAUAUUCAGACGGAGACGACAUCUAGCGGCGGGGCCUCUGCGCUGAGUGCUCUGCAAGAACUGCUGAAACGGCAGGAUGAUCUCAUUCAGCUCGUAGAGCAGCAGAUGGCCCGAAUUCGCCAGCUCGUGAUUGUUCGCCAGCAGUUCAUGGCCCUGAUUGCUGACAUCGCAGCCUUCAUCACCAAGCAUUCCGACGUUGUGCGAGAUAUUGAGAGCAGUGGUCGAUCCAUUGACGAGAAAAUUUCUCGCUAUGACCAGGCAUUGGAAAAGAUCGGAGAAUGCGAAGGUCUUUUGGCGUCUGCCACAGACAAGGGGGCUCAGAUCAGCGAAGACGGAGCUUCUUCUGACAAGAACGUGAUUACCGAACAGCUGGGGCAGGUGAAGAGCCAGUUGUUGUCACUUAGGCGCAAAAUUGAAGAAAGUCGGGAAGCGCAUUUAGCACUCAUGACGGAGCAUCGAAGACUCGCUUCAGCCCUGCAAGAAUCUCUCGACAAGCUUCAGUCGUAUGAGGCUCCUUGCAGGACCAGGCCUUUGCUCGCCAUUUCCCCGCAUUCCGUCGUUUCUGAGAUUGAAAAACAUCACGCAUUGAAGGGACAGGUUGGCGUGGCGAUCGCAGAAAUCGAGUUCCUCAUCAACGGUGACGCGGAAGGAUCAUCCGGUAACGGAGAGAACCUGAUGCGGAACCGAGACAAUCUUCCUGGUUCAAUCCAGGAGAUGCUGAGUGAAGCCAAGGUCCUUCUGGAAACACUUCCAGCCGAGCUUCUGGAACGACAACGAUAUCUAGAAUGUGCGAGAAGCAUGAGGGACGAGUUUGUUGGCUCCACGAAAAAGCUGAAGGAGUGGAUCGAGAAUGCGGAAAGUACCCUGAGUGCCAACGAUCCGAAAUCGGGUGUGGAUUACGAAAAGAUCUUGAACUGCAUCGACGAGCACAAAGAUUUCUUCAGCUCGGAUUCAGAAGCGAAAGAGUUGCUGUUGAAGAUUCAGAAGAUUGCUGACAAAAUCCUGCCCUCCAUGAGUUCCGCACAUCAAGAAGAACUCAGCAAACAAGUCGAAAAUCUGCGACAAAGCCUGGAAAAUAUAUUGAACUUGUCGAAAACAAAGAGGAUUCGAUUGGAGAAAGAAGUCUCUGCUUGGAGAGAUUACCUGAACAUUCUGCAAAGAGUUCAAGCGGUCAUCAACAAAGCAGAGCAAGAUGGGAAAGAACCCAGUGCUGAGAUAAUAACUGUGCUGGCCUUGAAAGAAGCGAAGCAGUUGAUUGAUCGAUCAAAAACCGACUACCAGAAUCAAGACGUUGUUCGCGACGCUUUGAACGAGAAAGGGAAAGACAUCAUGCGCAAUGCUGACCCGGAUAAUGCGGAAAAGAUUUCUUCUCAACUUGGCGUGAUCAAUAAAUCUUGGAAGGAAGCGCUGAAUGGCUUGGAUACCAAAUCUCGAGACAUUAACAAGAUGCUCGAUGUCUGGGGCGACCACAACGUUCAUUUAAAAGAAGUGGAAAACAAGUUGGCUGUGCUUAAGGAGAGGGUUCAUUCGGUGGACGUUGUCACACUGGGGCUGUCUCAGCUGAAAGACAUUGCCCCGACCGUCGAGGACAUGAAGAAUCAGUGUGAAACGCUUAAAGCGAAGGUGGAAAGAAUGGAGAUGACUGGAAAAAUUGCAGCAGAUCACAUGAAGCCGUUUUCAGAGAAAAGUGCUGCUGAAAUUUCUGAAAAAGUCGCAAAACACAAAGAACUCCAUUCCUCCUUGAUGCGAGCAAUAGAAGAAAAGGUUUCCUGGGUGGGUGAAGAGCUCGGUUACAUUCAGAACCUCAACCAUUCCAUUGCUGCAUUGAAGAAUUCGGCUCAAGAGAUGCUUAAAAAAAUUAGUCAAAUCGACGUUUACAGCCAAAAUUCCGAUGCGAGUUCUUCUGAUUGCGAGAGUUGCCUUGGUUCUGCCAAAGAUCUACAACAAAGAACCCGUGACUUUACGGAGGAAACCCAGAAGCACUUCUCCUCUCACCACCUGACUGUUCCUUCAGAAACUACAAAAGAGUUGUCGAGUUUGGAACUACUUGCGGAAUCCUCGUCGACGAAAGUUCACGAUGCCUUGAGGGAUAUUAAGAAAGCCAAGUCGCUUUGGAGUGAUUUUGACAAGGACGUUGAUGCCAUCAAAGAAUGGCUGGUGAGGUCAGAAGAGGCUCUGGAUCAGAAAGGUUUGGAGCCUGCAGCUCUGAAGCAAUCUCUUCAGCAAAUUCAAGCUGAAUUGAGCAACUUCAGCGAUAUUUUUGACCGACUUUCGAGAGACGGUCAGUUCCUGUCCGAGAAGGUUCACAAUGAAGCCGACAAGGAAAAAAUUGAGUCAACAGUCACAACUCUUUCAGAUCGGUUACAAAAUACCAAAACUGUUCUGGAACAAAAAUUCUCCCAGAUCGGAGAAUCGUUGGAAUCUUGGCAUCGGUUCCUGCAGCUGUAUGAGAAUUUGAAAGAGUGGCUCGCGAAACAAAACACGUUUUUGGACCAGCCAUUGACAUUUUCGACGCUUGGAGAUGCGAGACAAAAACAUCAGUGUUAUUCGUAUGCAGUUAAGGACUGCAAAAAUGCCAUGAAGAGGGUAAAUGACAUGGCUAGGGAGCUCAAUAACAUCAACCAAGUCUCAAAUUCCGGAGCUCUGGCCAGCAAACUCGCGGAAAUCGAAUCAGAGACGCACCAAGUCGACAAUAUCGUUCAAGAGCGGUGUGCUUUGUUGGGAGAAAUGUGUGAAGAAUGGGACCAGUUCGAAAAGAAGCUGAAAGAUGUCGUCACGUGGAUGGACAAGGGCGAGACCGGUCUCCAUUCUGCUCCUCAAGGAAAGAAGCGAUCGCUCAGGGAGCAAUUACAAAUGCGGGAUAAAAUGUUUCAAGAUGUGCCGAUUCAAAAAACAAAAAUCAGCAUGGCGCUUGAGAAACUUCUAGAAAUUUUGAAGAUCCGCCACGAGGUGUCGCAUGCUGAGCAGCAACUCAGGCUUCUUUCGACUCCCAACUACGGCUCUGAAGGCAAAGACUUCCAGGCGUUCCAGCAAUCGGCAUGUCGAGAACGCAUCCAGUUGCUUCAGGCGAAGAUCGGGGCAAGGAAUGAGCGCAUCAAGCUUCUCAUGCAACGUGGAACGCCUGACACUGAGCCUCUAGACGUUUAA
Messenger RNA from Notodromas monacha, 7047 nucleotides. The record is from the annotation of a GenBank genome assembly. NCBI's taxonomy places the organism in Eukaryota, Metazoa, Arthropoda, Ostracoda, Podocopida, Cyprididae.